This is a messenger RNA of Atta colombica, 1806 nucleotides long. Its product is annotated as antichymotrypsin-2-like. Gene Ontology annotation, molecular function: serine-type endopeptidase inhibitor activity. The transcript is spliced from 8 exons. Bases 174 to 1391 code for a protein of 405 amino acids. NCBI's taxonomy places the organism in Eukaryota, Metazoa, Arthropoda, Insecta, Hymenoptera, Formicidae. The record is from RefSeq and is a predicted model, not a curated record.
GCUUCCUCACGAUUGGUCGUACCACUACGAUCGUCUACGGACUUGUUUCUCUCGAGUCUCGGCGGGGACUGGGGUUUUCCUGAGAAGAUACAGUCAAUAUUUUAUAUUCGUUCGUUAGAUCGUCCUCCGCAGUAAGCAUUCGGUGCUUGAAGGAGGCAAGUUCGUUAAACAAGAUGCGUACACUACAAAGAAGUUUUUUGGCAUUUUGCAUAUUUACAUCAACCAUGGCCGCGGCAAUUGAAAAUAAUUUAGCUGUUCAGGCUGUUUCUCAGGGCGCCCAUUUGUUCUCCGCUAACUUCGUCAAGACUGUUUCACAAGAACAAACAGACAAUUUAAUAUGUUCUCCUCUGAGUGCUCACAUCACCUUGAGCAUGGCAGCUAAUGGAGCUGAUGGAAGUACCGAGGCGCAAUUUAAAAAUGUUCUCAAGCUUCCAGUCUCGAAACCACAAACUCUAGAAGGUUAUCAGAAUCUCAUCGAUAAAUUAAAUAACGUUGAGAAUGUUACUUUGAAGCUCGCUAAUAAAAUGUUUAUUGGCAAAGACUUCCCGAUAAAACCUGAAUACAAACAGGAUCUCGAGACGUAUUAUAAAUCUGGUAUUCAAUCGGUAGACUUCAGUAAAAGCCAAGAAGCUGCGAACACCAUCAAUACUUGGUGCAAAGAACAAACAAAUGAUCGCAUCAAGAACAUCAUUAAUGAAGGUGAUGUGAAUGAUGCUACUGCAUUGGUGCUCGCAAACGCGGUAUAUUUCAAGGGUCUAUGGGCACAUCAGUUCGAUCCUAAGGCUACCACGGACCGUCCGUUCCAUAUUGAUGCUAACACUGUGAAAGAUGUUCCAACUAUGUACAGAAAGGGCAACUAUAAAUACGUCGAAUUGCCGGAAUACGAUGCUAAAUGCAUCGAAUUGCCAUAUGCGAAUAAAGAGGUCAGCAUGGUGAUCAUUCUACCCAAUAAAAUUGACGGUCUAGCUGCGCUGAUCGACAAACUCGAGGAAGUUAACGCGGAAUGCAGCUCUCGCCUCACCCAAAUAUAUGAACGUGAAGUCAAAGUAUAUCUGCCCAGAUUCAGAUCUGAGACCAAGUUGGAUCUCAAGGAUACAUUGUCCAAUAAAAUGGGUCUUAGUGAGGCAUUCAGCGAUAAAGCUAACUUUAACGGCAUUUCGAAUGUCCCUCUGAAGAUCGACAAAGUCGUGCAAAAAGCUUUCAUCGAAGUUAACGAAGAAGGUAGCGAAGCAGCCGCCGUCACUGCUGUAUUUGUUCAGUUGAGCAGUGUAACAAUUAGUAAUCCAUUAGAAUUCGAUGUAAAUCGACCAUUUUAUUAUUAUAUUUGUCAUAACGAGGGAACAUCGUUCGUAUCUUUGUUCAACGGUCAUGUGAAUAAUCCAGAAAUAUAGAUAUUCUUUACAAUAAAUAUCGUCAAUAAUUUAUAAAUUUAAUUGCCGAUGUCAUAAGCUACAUAUAAGCAAAAUCUUCGAUAUUAUUAAGCUUUUUAUAUGUUGUUUUAUGUAUUUUAUGCAUUUUUAUGUUAGUUGAACAGUUUUAAAUUGUUAUGUUUGUAAUUCUUAUUCAUUCUAAUUAUAACAAUGUGAUAUUAAAAUCUCAAACAUUUCGAUGUUUAUAUAAUCGUAACAUUUAAUUAUUUUUACAAUUUGUGAUAUUUAAUUAUUGAACUUCUGUACUAUAGAAAGCAUUAUUUAGCGGCGAAACAUACAUUGUCUUUUAAAUAAUUAAUAAUGGUGUCGAAAUAACUAAUGUUUGAUACAUUAAAAGAUUUAUUAGUAAAUUUAAAUAAAUGAUAUUAGCAAGUUA